Messenger RNA from Penicillium chermesinum, 960 nucleotides. It is a transcript of the gene ppmA, whose product is annotated as type 2C protein phosphatase PTC7. The transcript has a single exon. The record is from RefSeq and is a predicted model, not a curated record. The coding region runs from base 1 to 960 and encodes 319 amino acids. Lineage: Eukaryota; Fungi; Ascomycota; Eurotiomycetes; Eurotiales; Aspergillaceae.
AUGCUUUUUUUUGUUAGCAAGAUUGGCAAGUCCCGGCAUUCCCAGUCCGACGAUGCGCAAGCGGUGGCUUUCGCCGUCGCAGAUGGAGUAGGUGGCUGGGCCGAGUCCCGUGUUGAUCCAGCGGACUUCUCACAUGGGAUUUGUGGCGCCAUGGCAAAGGCAGCUCUGAGCUGGGAUGAAUCUGCAGAAAAGCUUCGACCCAGGCAGUUACUACAAGACGGGUACGACCAGGUGGUUGCCGACCCCAGCGUCAAGGCUGGUGGAAGUACCGCUUCUGUCGGUGUAGCACUCCCCGAUGGUCGCGUUGAACUAGCCAAUCUAGGAGACUCAGGAUCGGUCCUGUUGCGCCUGGCUGCUGUACACCAUUAUUCCGUCCCGCAGACCCACGGAUUUAAUACUCCCUAUCAACUGAGCAUUAUUCCUCCCCGCAUGCGCGCUCAAGCUUCAGUCUUUGGCGGCUCCUACCUUGAAGAUUAUCCCCGUGAUGCGUCGGUUACAAACGUGCAGAUGCAACAUGGAGACGUGCUCAUGCUUGCCACAGAUGGCGUCUUCGACAACCUCAACAAUCAAGAUAUACUGAAAAUCGUAUCCAGCCGCAUGUUAUUGACAGGCGCGUGGACGGUUUCCCCUGAAUCCGGUAUCAAUGUUUCGGACAACCUUUGUGACCUUACUCGGCCCGGCGGUCUUGCCUCUGCCUUCCCUCCUCCAUCUGGCCAGUCCAGUACAAAGGAGAGUACGAAGGAUCCGGGAAGUGACCUAGAGUCCACCAUUACUCUACAAUCACUCCUGGCGGCGUCCAUUGCCGGUGAAGCGAAGAUCGCGAGUCUCGAUUAUCGUCGCGAUGGGCCAUUUGCCAAAGAAGCCCAGCGUUAUUACCCUGGUGACUACUACCGCGGAGGUAAGGUCGACGACAUCUGUGUCUUGGUCCUUGUUGCUGUCGAUGAGAGCAUCGGCAAGUAG